AUGCCCAAAGAACGCAGCCUCAACCCCGUCGCAGCCCAGCACAAAGCAGACAAGAAGCAAGCCCUCAAGAAAUCAAAAGCCAAUGUCCAAGCACAAAGAAACGAAAAGCUCGCCCGCCGCAAUCCAGAACGCCUUCAACGACAAAUCGACGACCUCAAAUCGCUAGCCACAACCCAGCAACUGCGACCAAAAGACCAAGCUACCUUGGACCAACUAGAAAAAGAUCUGCGCGCUGUAAAGAAAGCCAGAGACGUCUUGGGAGAGAAGGCUCCGGUGUAUAAGCAGAGGAGGGAAGGAGACCAACAUGGCAACGAGCAAAGGAAGAGAAGAAGACAAGACGACGAUGAAGACGACCAGACGGACGAGGACGUAAGGAAGAUUCCUAUGCCGAGGGACACACCGCCGCCCAUCCCGCGCAGAAACCAGCCCCAUCAAUUACCCAACAAGCCCGCCGCCGCUGCUGCUCCAGUACCAGCACAAACGACAUACAGUUCUGCGCCUGUGUUGCGCAACCUCACCGAAGAGUCGAAACGCUUCGUGCCUGCUGCUGUCGCUCAGAAUAUUGCGAGACAAAAGGGUCAAGGCGGACGCUUGCUCGAGCCCGAAGAGGCAGAUAAGCUCGAGAAGGCUGGAUACAACGAUGCGCGCAACAUUGCCAAUGAAAUGGAGAAGGAGGCUGAAUUCGAGAUGAUGAGCCGUGGGGAGGGUGGGGAGCAAGCAGUCGACAAAGCCUUAAGGCACGUCGAGAUGGAGGAGGUUGAAGACGAAGGUAUCUGA
This is a messenger RNA of Aureobasidium namibiae CBS 147.97, 777 nucleotides long. RefSeq lists its product as uncharacterized. The coding region runs from base 1 to 777 and encodes 258 amino acids. The transcript has a single exon. Gene Ontology annotation, biological process: RNA processing. The record is from RefSeq and is a predicted model, not a curated record. Lineage: Eukaryota; Fungi; Ascomycota; Dothideomycetes; Dothideales; Saccotheciaceae.